Messenger RNA from Paramacrobiotus metropolitanus, 2725 nucleotides. RefSeq lists its product as uncharacterized. The record is from RefSeq and is a predicted model, not a curated record. The transcript is spliced from 3 exons. The coding region runs from base 794 to 2251 and encodes 485 amino acids. Lineage: Eukaryota; Metazoa; Tardigrada; Eutardigrada; Parachela; Macrobiotidae.
AUUACUUAUGAAUCCACGAUUUCCUGGAUUGUCUUUUUGAAUUAUUCAUCUUUAUUGUGCAAUGAUUUCUAUCGGUUGAUCUUGUCUGUUGGGUUGGUUUCCAGCGGUUCUACCGUUUAUCCCCGAAUUUCUGAUUAAUUUUGAGUACAUAAUUAGAGUUACUUAUUCCGCACUUCAGUUCGCACCGCCAGAUACCGAGUGGAACAGGAAGGUACGGUGAUGAUCAUGAGACAGAGGGAGCGCAUCUUCCACUCAUAAUCCAUCACACGCUGAUUAGACCUCACCGUCCCGGUAAUACGCCAUAUUAUUCUUCAGGAUUUUUGCCGUCGAUCGAGGCAUACUCCGUCCGUUUUUCUAUGUGAUCCUGUGCAUAACCGCGUUCCGGAUUAACUCGCGUUAUCCCACGUCUGUGAAAGGCGUGUAUCAGAGAAAUUGAUUUGGACUUGUCAUACGAAUCCUGGUUGGCAGCGGUUGUCUUUUCUAAUUUAGGUGCGGUAGGCGUUUUUCAUUUACAUCCGAUCUGUGCGACUGCGGUUUUUUUUCAAGGCAGCCUGUAUUUGCUUCCUUUAGGAUUGUAAGGCUGACAAUAGUUUCAAACCGCUCAUUAUCCAAUUGCGCGUGGAGUGAUGUGACUCAUUGUGUUAAUUCAGAUCGUGAUGGACUGUUGAAUAGCAUUAUGAUUGCAUCGACCUUUUAACUCCCAUGGAUUGAUGCGGUUUUUGUGCUUGACCGAGCGUCUACAUUUUGUAUUAUUAUCUGAAAAUUGUGUGCGCUGUCUCGGUUCCCGUGUGGUAUGCUGGUGAGAAGAAUGGGCCGCAGCAGUAGUAAAGCCAGCGAUCGACAGGCACGCGAUGACACCAAUAAUUUCCUGAAGAAAGCCGCUCCCAAGAUCGUCAUUACGGCCAGUUCGGACGACAGUCCCGAUCUGCCAGACAUUGUCGACCACGCGAAACCGCUGAGUAAGGAGGCCAGUCGGAAAAAGGACGCCAAGGAUGUUGUCCAGUCGGCGCCGCCGGAAGGCGACGUUAUUGUCAGUGAACGGCAGGCGCAUAAAAACUGGCUGCUGGCGUUGUUUCUACUGAUGGUGUACAUUGGGUUGGUGGUGAUGACGGGCCAGUUGACACGCAUUGCCUUCUCGAAGAAUGUCUUCAAGUAUAAAGCGCCGUUCCUCUUUGUCUGGUGUAAAGUGACACUGCGGGUGCUGGCCUUCCCGUCAGUGCUGCUCAUUACCAUUCUGAUUCGCGCCUGUCGUCGCCAGCCGGUCGCUGUGCAGACCAUCUGGAGGCACUGCACCAAGACCCUGCGUAAUCAUCAGGGCAAGAUCACCUUGUGGUUGAUCUUGCGGAAAUACUUCCCCAUGUCCAUUUCCAUGCUGCUGAUGCAGAUCGGCUGGGUGGUGGGGAUGGUGUACGCGCCCACCUCCAUCGUGGCGGCGCUGUGCUCCGGUGCGGUGGCAUUUUCCUACGUACUGUCCUGGCUGGUGCUCAAAAACAAGAUGCUCCUUGUCAAGGGCAUUUUCGUGGUGGUCGCCUUUGCCGGCAUCGGCCUGAUUGCAUAUGCAACGAGCGCGACUCCCCAAUGUGCACCCCCGGCCAAUGCCACAGUGCAGUCCAAUAUGACCGGAAAUGCUGAUGUAACUCUACCGUCCACUCCAGCGGGAGAGAUGUCCGAAGCGGCGACCACGGUCUACAGCGUGGAGCGUUGCGCCGCCACCUCGCAGAUGUACUUGGGUGUCCUGUUCGGUAUCUGCGCCGCAGUCUUCUAUUCCCUGCACCAGUUGGCAUUUAAACUCGCCUAUCCGGUGGCCGAUUUAGUGCAAGUGUCCUUCAUUAUGUCCUGCAUGUCGCUGAUGAUAUCCAUCAUGUACUUCCCCGUGCCGUUGUCCAUGCACCUGACGGGAUUUGAGGAGUGGAAAUGGCAUGAAAUGCCGCUGGGCAUCAGUGUGGCCGCCUGGUGCGGAUCAUACGUCAGCUCCAUCUCGUAUGCCUACGGGCUGGCGCUGUCCACGCCGUUCUUCAUGUCGGUAUCGGAAGUGCUCAUCGUGGCACUCAACACCGGCAUCGAUACCGUCGUGCACGCGGAGCCGAUGGGAUUACUGCAGAUUCUCGGGACCGGCCUGGUCGUGCUGGCCUUCCUCUUCAUGGUGAUGCCCGACGGCUGGCUGUCAGUCAAAUUGCGCAAUGAACCGCGCCAGUCAGUGGAUGGUGCGGCGGAGUUACAGGCGCUACGUCCUCUGCCGGAGAAGGAUUGAAAAGACUAUGUUUUUUAGUUGUUAUGACCUGCAAAGAAGAUUCAGUUGUUGUUGUUUUGUGUCCUGUUGAUUUGUCCCCGCGUGUUGCGAUUGGAAGACGGAUUCUGAUGUGGUUAUUGGUCAAAAUGGAUUCCGGUGGUGGAUCAGGGAAAAUGGGAUGAAUAACGGCGUCCUGUUCUCACGUGCGCCUCCACGCGUUCGGUGGGCUGCCUUUGGCUGCAGUGCGCCACUUCCUCUUUCCUUAAUGCAGUGAAAUAUACCGGUAUCUUUCCCGGGGUGAUGCACCCUUAAUUGGCCACGAAAUUAUCUAUCCUCUUUGUAAAAUGUUUCUGAUCAUCUCUUCUCUCGUAUUUCUGGACGCUCUUUUCUGUUACUGUUAACUGUUUUUUAUGUGUUUCUCUUAAUGUAUAUCAACUAAAAUUAACAUUUUAUUACUAGCUAGUAGCUGGUCAUUAGCAAAUAAAAGAGUGGUUG